Molecule: messenger RNA, 564 nt
Organism: Myotis davidii
Lineage: Eukaryota; Metazoa; Chordata; Mammalia; Chiroptera; Vespertilionidae
Product: tubulin alpha chain-like
Exons: 1
Biological process (GO): mitotic cell cycle; microtubule cytoskeleton organization
Cellular component (GO): cytoplasm; microtubule
Molecular function (GO): structural constituent of cytoskeleton; GTP binding
Source: RefSeq, a predicted model, not a curated record
GAGAAAGCCUACCAUGAACAGCUUUCUGUAGCAGAAAUCACCAAUGAGUGCUUUGAGCCAGGCAACUAGAUGGUGAAAUGUGACCCUUGCCAUGGUAAAUACAUGGCUUGUUGUCUGUUGUACCAUGGUGACGUGGUCCCCAAAGAUGUCAAUGCUGCCAUUGCCACCAUCAAGACCAGGUGUACUAUCCAGUUUGUGGACUGGUGCCCCACUGGCUUCAAAGUUGGCAUUAAUUACCAGCCUCCCACUGUGGUACCUGGUGGAGACAUGACCAAAGUACAGCAAUCUGUGUGCAUGCUGAGCAACACCAUAGCUAUUGCUGAGGCCUGGGCUCACCUGGACCACAGGUUUGACUUGAUGAUUGCCAAGUGUGCCUUUGUCCACUGGUAAGUAGGUGAGGGCAUGGAGGAAAGAGAGUUUUAUGAGGCCAGUGAGGACAUGACUGCCCUUGAGAAGGAUUAUGAGGAAGUUGGUGUGGAUUCUGUUGAAGGAGAGGGUGAGGAAGAAGGAGAGGAAUACUAAAUUUAAAAUGUCACAACAGUGAUGCUUUUACAGGGAAACUUA